CCCCGGGGAGAGCGGUGGCGGGUUCGCACCGGGGUUCCCCGCCCCGUCCCCUGGGCCUCACCCGCCCCCUCGGCGGCGGGCUCGGUCGCUGCUCCCGGCUGGGGCCGGGUUCCCCCCCGGCUCCCUUCCCCUAAGGGCCGGGUUCCCCCCCGCUCCCUUCUCGCCCUCCCCGGGGCCGGCCCCGCUGUUUCCCGCCCUGGGUCAGCGCCUGGCCCCGGUGCGGCCCCCGUUCCCCCGGGGGUCCCCCCCCAGCGGGGCGGUGAGGCGGGUGGGGGACGCCCGGGCGCGGUUUCGGGGCGCUGCUCUCCUCACCGGUUCGUUCGUUCCGGGUGCCCCGGGCUGGGCGUUUGUGCUCGGGAAGAAAAACCGCGUCGGCUGCGGAGCUGGUGGGGGCAGGCGGCUGCGAGCCUGUGCUGCUCCCCUGACCCCCGGCUCGUUGUGGAAACACGCGGUGCCGUUGGGACAUCUUGACAUUUCAGGCAUCUGCUGUGGGAGCUGCUGCAGAAAAGAAACCCAAAACACAGCUGUCCUCGGAGUUGAGGGAUCUGUUUCCUCGUGUGAGCCUGACUGCCAUGGCUGGGCAUUGAUGCUUUUCAGUACAGCUGUUCAAAAUGGCAGAGAAAGGUGGAAAUGAAGAGGUAAUUAACUUGAACAGCUUCCGUAGUCACCGAGGGAAAGACUGCAUAAACCGCAGGGAUGAAGGUCUUAUCAUGAUAUCAGAUUCCUCGGAUGAAGAAUUACCCUUGCUGGAAACGCCAGCAGAGCAGAAGCAUGAGGAAGAUGAUGACGAUGUAGUCAUCUUGGCAACGAUCCCAAAGCAUCAGCAGCUUCUGCGCCCCAAUGUCAUCAGACCUGCUGCUCAAUGGCAGGGUGCAAACCCUGUGGGAGAAGGAGGAUCUAAAAGUGCAGUCGAGCCCUUGAGAAGCGUAUAUCUGCAAGAUGAGAUCGCGACUCUGCUGUGCCAGGGAGACCGGUAUAAUCACAUGGUGGAGAGCAGUGCUGGACCGAGCUGGGACAAGAAUGUGACCUUUGCCUUGCAGCAGCCUGGACCAUCUGAGCUUAAUGGUCCCAAGUUUGAACUUACAAGUAACAAGGAGCCUGGCCCAAGUUUGCUUCCAGCAAUGAAGACGAGUCCACAGCCUGUUGUUAACAGAGAAGUGGUUAGAGUGGAGAAUGCAGACCUUCCACCACAACAGGAAGAAAAGGUAGAAGCCCCAGGAUGGCAAGGAGAGGACUUGGAGCCAGAGCAAAACCCCAGAGGAAAAGGUGCUACAGCCAACACAGACCUGGAGAUCCAUGAGAAUCCUGAGAUCCAUGAGAGCCAGCUGGAUCACCCAUACUUCCAGCCGUUGGAGGGUGAGCCACAUGCUGUAGUAAAUGGUUGUGCUCCUCAGCAAGGGCAACCUGAAGCAGACCCAGGAUCUUUGAGGGCAUGUGGAGAGAAGGCUCCUGGGCCAGCCUUCCCCCGACCUGAACCACAGCAGGAUGGGAUUCCAGGUCCUGCUUCACCCCAGCUGGCGCAUCCACCAGAAGAAACGGGUCAGCAGGCAGCAAUAGACAAUGAACAGCCAGGUCCAGCGUUCCCUGCACAGGGCUCUCAUGAACUUGGCUGUAGUAAUGUGCCAGAACAAGGAGCUGCUGGGCAGGACCAAGACCUCACUGCACUGCUCAUCAGAGAGACAGAAGCAAGAUUCCCAGAUGUGAAGAAGGAAUAUAUCGAAGAGCUAAUCAGCAUCAAGAACUGCUAUGACUUAAAUGUACUUUGUAACUUCCUUCUGGAAAAUCCAGAUUACCCAAAGAAGGAAGGCAGAGUGGUUUUAAAUCCCAGCAGCAGCCUGCUUGCCAGCCAAGAUGAAACAAAGGUGCCUAAAGUGGACUACUUCGACUUUUCCAAACUCGCCCCACUUGACCAGCGGUGCUUUAUUCAGGCAGCUGACCUCCUUAUGGCAGACUUCAAAAUGCUGAGUAGCCAAGACAUCAAGUGGGCGCUACAUGAACUCAAGGGACACUAUGCAAUCACACGAAAGGCCUUUUCAGAUGCUAUCAAAAAAUGGCAGGAGCUGUCUCCUGAAACCAGUGGGAAACGAAAAAGGAGGAAAGAAAUGAAUCAGUAUUCAUAUAUAGACUUCAAAUUUGAGCAAGGGGAUGUGAAAAUCGAGAAGCGCAUGUUCUUUCUGGAGAAUAAGAGACGGCACUGGAGGACCUACGACAAGCGUGCUCUUCUCCCACCGGUGCUACUGGAGCAGGAAUUCUAUGAGCAGAAAGUUAAAGAGAUGGCAGAGCAUGCAGACUUUCUCCUUGCUCUGCAGAUGAAUGAGGAGCAAUAUCAGAAGGAUGGUCAGAUGAUAGAGUGCCGCUGUUGUUACGGGGAGUUUGCAUUUGAAGAGCUAACUCAGUGUGCAGAUGGUCACUUAUUCUGCAAGGAGUGCCUAAUUAAAUAUGCUCAGGAGGCAGUCUUCGGCUCUGGGAAGUCGGAGCUCAGCUGCAUGGAAGGCAGUUGCACAUGUUCAUUCCCCACCAGUGAGCUGGAGAAAGUGCUUCCAGAGAACAUCCUCUGUAAAUACUAUGAGCGGAAAGCUGAGGAGGAGGUGGCUGCCGCCUGUGCCGAUGAGCUCGUCAGGUGUCCAUUCUGUAACUUCCCGGCUCUGCUGGACAGUGAUGUGAAGCGGUUCAGCUGCCCUAAUCCCCGCUGCAGAAAGGAGACGUGUCGGAAGUGCCAGGGGCUGUGGAAGGAGCACAUGAACCUCACCUGCGAGCAGCUGGCUGAGAAGGAUGACAUCAAAUACAGGACAUCCAUAGAAGAGAAAAUGACAGCUGCCCGAAUUAGAAAAUGCCACAAGUGUGGGACUGGCCUCAUUAAAUCGGAGGGUUGCAACCGCAUGUCCUGCCGAUGCGGUGCUCAGAUGUGCUACCUCUGCCGGGCUGCCAUUAACGGGUACGACCACUUCUGCCAGCACCCCCGCUCGCCCGGGGCUCCCUGCCAGGACUGUGCAAAGUGCUCGCUUUGGACAGAUCCCACAGAAGACGAUGAGAAGAUAAUCCAGGAGAUUCAGAAGGAGGCUGAAGAGGAGCAAAGGAAGAAAAAUGGAGAGAACAGCUUCAAGCGGAUUGGCCCUCCUGCAGAAAAGCCCAUGGAGAAAAUCCAGAGAAUUGAAGUCAUCCCCAGACCCGUUCCUCAGAACCUCCAUCAACCCCGGAUGCCCCCUUACCCCUUCGUGCACCCUCCCUUCCCGCUCCCUCCCGUCCGUCCCAUGUACAAUAACAUCCCCCUCAACAUCGGCCCCAUCCCUGCCCCCUACGUCCCCCCACUACCGAACAUGAGGGUGAACUAUGAUUUCCCUCAGAUCAAUGUUCAGCUGGAGCACAACUUGCCUAUGCACUUUGGCCCUCAGCCCCGACACCGGUUCUGACCUGGUUCAAACAGCACUUGGUGGAGGGUCAUUGCAGGGCGAAGCCACCCCCGUAACACCACCACCCUUCCUUCUGCAGCCCCCCUGGUUUAGCCAGCGGGAAGGGGACGGGCUCUGGCUCACAGAUACCUGCACUGCACCCUUCUCUAGAGCUUCUCUGAACUUCUGCGGUCAAACAUUUCAACCUGUGCUGCUACAGGGCUUGGUGCUGCGUUUCCAAGGGGUCUCUCCCUCUGUUGGGCAUGCAGAUGUUUAGAUUUGACAAAGCCUGUUCGGGUAGCUGUUGGGAAGAAAAGUGAGACUUUGUGGGGAGCACAAGGAUGCAGCUGUCACUCGGGGACUUUCCAAAAAUCCUACCAGUCGGAGCAGCUGCCACACAAUCGAGUGAGUCUUGGGGGAAGGGAGGAGAGACUUGGCAUCUGAGUAAGACCUUCAGGAGCAAGGUAACAGGAGUCGGCAGCCCUAGCCUUCUGCUUGCAGGGAGGUACAGGGCUGGGUUCCGUGUUCUCCGGCAUCCCUGUAACCUGCUAGCACCUCACAGCAGAAAUAAAUUGUUCAAAACCAAGUCAGUCUAGCGUUUCUAGCAUUUCUCACUCUACAAGUGGAGUGAGGGGAUGCAGCAGCCAUCUCAUUGCUGAGAUCUCAGUAGGAAGCCCAGGACCAUGUCUCAGGGCUUUAACAAGUAGCAAAAGACUCGGGCACCCUAACCUUUGAACUUGCCCCCUUUGAAGGGCUCAGGACUUUUUUCCCCCUAGGGGUGAGUGCCUGUCAGCUUCCAAAACAUGGCCUUUGCUGUUCUCAUCUGGCAUCCCACAUCUCCCCCUGCUUCUGGCAGCAGUCCUUACAGAGCUGAUAGAAGCACCUGGAGCCUGAGCUGCAUUCUUCAUUGCAAAACUGCUUGGGCAAAUAACCUGGUUAGAUGCAUAGAUGGUGGUGUGUGAUGUGUGUCGUAGAAGAAGGGUGAGGAACUGCCCCUGCAGUCGUGCGUGCAGGCAGCGGUGAGCCGGGAGCCCCCUUAGCCGACCCCCCUGCAGCGAAGGGGCAGCUGUAGCCUUGUGCUGCAGGAAGCUGGCUGCUUCCGCGGCACUUAAUGCCUUCUGCAAAAUGUGUGUUUCAGCUUAAUUGGCUUUGGAAAAGCAUGUUAAAAGGCAAACGUGAGUAUUGCUGGACUUAGGAAGUGAGGAUUUAGGAAAAGCAAAACUUCCUUGUAAGAAGCAGGGGGUGUAUUGCUGGGCUGUGGGAGGAGUGUUGGCACAAAGCCCUUUCCCCACAGGCCUUGGCUGUGCUGUCUCGUAUGGGCCCCCUCUAGAAAAGAAAAUGGUUGAAGUGGAAAAAAAAAAGCCCCAAAACUCUUCCCAGAAAUGCUGUGCUAGCUUUUAGCAGCCCGGUUGUGCUGUUGUUGUUUCCCAAGUGGUUUGAUCCGGGCUUUGUUCUGCUCUGUCCGGCUGGGAGCUGUCUGGGUGCGUUUCCUCUCCUGUUAUUCCCCCCUGUAUCUUGGCAUCCAGGUAUCUCUGUUUGAUUUGUUUUUCAGGUUAAACUCCCUGCCUCUGCCACGCGGUCCCUGCCAGACCCUCGCGCAGCUCUCCAUGUCCGCUCCCAGCACAGCGUCCCCUCGGGCACACAGUGAGCGAUGGGUGCAGUGCUGGUGGCGGGAUGCUCCUGGGGAAAGGUAGCCUCCACCGUGGCCUGGGACAGCACCUGGGGACCACUGUUCCCAGAAGGGUCUCCCAGAGGGGACUUCUAUGUCUUUUGGAGCUGAGUCAGCGAUUUUUUUCCACUCUUGGGCAUUGCCUUGGGGUUGGACAUACCCUGUGGAGUUCCAGCUCCUCAGUGCCGCCGUCUCUCUAGCAGUAAUAACCAAGUGCUAUUCCCUUGCUGCUAUAAUUUUCUUUAAUUUAUUUCUGGAAGUAGUCUGGGGGCUGCCGGAGCUUAUCACUUGCUGCUCAGCUGGGUUUUAACCAGAUUUAAAUCCUGCCUUGCACCAAGCGAUUCCCUGCGGUAGCCAGGAGCAGGGCGUCCCGUGGGAUCUGGGGAGGGAGGGCUGUGUUCACAGCACUAGAGGGUGGCAAGAAAAUGGACUGAGGUCAGAAGAAGCACGGCUGCUUCUUAGAACCAGGUCAGAAGAAAGGGAAUCCUGGUUUUUUAGUAGCUGAGAUUUUCUGGGCUCAAGGGUCAGCUUGGAUGAGCCCUCCAGGCCUCCUGAACCUUGUGCCUUUCCCAGCAGCAUGGUUGCGGUUGUCCCCCAGCACCUGCCUGUGCGAAGGGGGGGGUCAGGCAGUGGAGGGGGUUCGAGCAGUUGGGGCACAGCUCAGGUGCUGAGCCGGUGGCCCAGACGUGGAAGGUGAAGGAAACGUGAUGGGUGUCACAGGGCGAUGUGGCUGGGAGCAGUAACUAGCAAAACGGUGAUUGGGUGCGUGUCUAGAGCUGCCUGGAGGUCUGCAAAGCCUGGGCAGGGGGGAGCGCAGAGAUGGAGCGUGAGGGAUGGAGGAGUGUCGGGCAGAGGUGCCAAGGGCAGGUUAGUGUCAGUGCUCAGUCCUCGUGGUCGGGAUGUGAUGAGGGUCUGCUGCUGCCGUGGUGUGAUGGUUGUGGUCUUGGAGGAGCCUGGUGGGCGUAGGGGAAGAGGGGACCACUGUCCCCGUGUCCCCUGCCAAAACCAUGAGCUUAUUUGUGUCUGAGAGAAGAGAAAUGGGUGCUUGGUCUGCGAUGCGGCUGUGCCCUGCGCCCAGCAGCCCCCAGCGAUGAGCCUUAGCCCUCUGCCCAGCCCUGGGGUGGUGCUGGGCUCCGAGCUGCUUCCCUCCCCAGGGAUCACUCCCUUCACCGAAAAUUACUCCACAGCCAACGCGUGUGGCCUCUCCUCCCCUCUUAACCCAAGAGACCUUGAGCUGUGGUUUCUGAUAGCACUUGGAUCUGGGUCAGUUUAUUUUAAAAGAAAAAAAGAAACCCAAAACUUAGUGCAGAAGCACCAGAGCCAUCUGUGAUCUGCAUCCCGUUUUCCCUCCUGCCCUGCGGUCCUUGAAACCAUUUGUCCUUCAAAAGGGGACAGGGAGGUUGCUGUGCCCAGGCUGAUUCCAUAACAGGUACUUCUCAUGGUUAAUUGCAGUGUCCCAUUUUACUUGCCUUAAAGGUGGAGAGAGAAACUUAGUAUUUGCACUUAGCAAAACAUUAUAUUAAAAGAAAGAAACCCUGUAAAGAUGUGCAUGUUCUGCAACUUUGUAUAACAAUAGCUGAAAAUAAAUAGGUGGUUUGUUACAAAAAAAAAAGAAAAAAAAAACCCCACACCCAAAAAAAACCCCAACAUAUUUUUCUUUACCUUCUGGUAGUAAACUGUUCUAAUAUUCUGUGUGUAAAAAGUUCCUGUAUUAUAUUGUAAUUUGAAUUUUUUGUAAAUAAAUUUGUGCACUCUG
Molecule: messenger RNA, 6814 nt
Organism: Falco peregrinus (peregrine falcon)
Lineage: Eukaryota; Metazoa; Chordata; Aves; Falconiformes; Falconidae
Gene: RNF216
Product: ring finger protein 216
Exons: 17
Coding region: 612-3410 (932 amino acids)
Molecular function (GO): zinc ion binding
Source: RefSeq, a predicted model, not a curated record